AUGUCGACAGUGGGAGGAGAACCACGAGCAGCGCUGAUCCCGAUCGCUGACGGGACCGAGGAGAUUGAGGCGAUUGCAGUGGCAGACGUUCUGACGCGCGGAGGAAUGAAGGUGACGCUGGCCAGUGUUGGUCGCAAGCUUCAGAACAUUGUGACCAUGUCACAGGGAACGAAAGUGCAGGGUGAUAUCGCCAUUGAAGCUUGUAGCGACCUUAGCUUUGAUCUCAUCAUGUGUCCUGGGGGCCCUGGUGCACAACACCUUCAUGAUUCGGCUGAGCUGAUCACGAUGCUGCAGAAGCAAAAGCGGCAAGGCCGGUUCUAUGGCGGCAUUUGUGCAGCACCAGCUGUUGUGCUUCUUCCCCAUGGACUACUUGAUGCAGGUCCGGCUACAACGUAUCCAAGCUACGAGUCCAAAAUGACUGGGGUUGAUUACCGCCCCAAGGAGCGUGUCGUAGUAAAUGGCACAUGCGUGACCAGCCAGGGCCCCGGUACUGCAAUCGAGAUGGGAUUAAAGCUUGUGGAACUGCUGUGUAGCGAGGAAAAGGCAAAGAGCGUGGCUUCUGCCUUGAUUGCGUGA
This is a messenger RNA of Peronospora matthiolae, 576 nucleotides long. The record is from the annotation of a GenBank genome assembly. Lineage: Eukaryota; Oomycota; Peronosporomycetes; Peronosporales; Peronosporaceae.